AUGUCAACCUCACCUUUACCAUCAACUUCAACCUCAACUUCAAAUCAAAUCUUAAUCAAACCAACUUCAACAUCAACCUCCAAUCAAAUCCAUCAAACCGAACCUCAAAAAAAAAGUUCAAUAAAAGAACACGAAAUCCAAAGUUACAAUCUAACCCAUCAACUCUUACCACACUCAAACAUCUAUAAACUAAUGAAACAAUCCUUACCGAACGAAAUCAAAAUCACAAACUCAUCUAAAACUUUAAUCCAAUCAUGUGUUUCUGAAUUCUUGAUCUUUAUCUUAUCACAUUCGAAUUCAUUACUUUCGAAUCCAUCAUCUAAAUUUACCGUUGUUCAUCAUCAUCAUCAUAAAAGAAAAACUAUUAAUGGUUUAGACCUACUGAAUUCGUUUAAAGAAUUAGGGUUUAUUGGAUAUUUUAAUGUUUUGAAAAUUUAUUUAAUUAAAUAUAGAUCUAGGUUCUGA
Melampsora larici-populina 98AG31 is the source of this 465-nucleotide messenger RNA. RefSeq lists its product as uncharacterized. The transcript has 2 exons. Gene Ontology annotation, biological process: regulation of transcription by RNA polymerase II. The record is from RefSeq and is a predicted model, not a curated record. Gene Ontology annotation, cellular component: CCAAT-binding factor complex. Gene Ontology annotation, molecular function: RNA polymerase II cis-regulatory region sequence-specific DNA binding; DNA-binding transcription activator activity, RNA polymerase II-specific; protein heterodimerization activity. The coding region runs from base 1 to 465 and encodes 154 amino acids. NCBI's taxonomy places the organism in Eukaryota, Fungi, Basidiomycota, Pucciniomycetes, Pucciniales, Melampsoraceae.